ACGACUGAGCAACUUCCACUCACGCACUCCCUGGCACGCCUAAAACCACGGUGAGCUCCACGGGCAAGCUCGUGCCAGGGUCCCCCUUGGACCGGCCUCCCGGUUAGCCAGCCCCCUCCGCAGGGCGUGUCCUGAAUCCGAGAGACGGCGUCGGUCCCCUCCGCCCAGCCUACAUGGUCUCAAAACUGAAAUCUUUAAAUGGGGAAAGAAAGCGCGGCCUGGUGACUUCCAAAACAAGAAGGGAAAGCGGGCGUGAAGAAGCAAAGGACGACUCGAUUCCAUUUAUAGGCAGCAAAGCAGCAGAGUGGAGUCCACGCAGGCAGAAAGUGGAGCUUCUGCGCCGUCCGGGAAGCCCCGCGAGUCUCCUGGCCGUGAUUGUCCUCCUGGCCGUGGUGCUCGACUCUGCCUGGCUCCUCACCCAGGAGCAGCAGGAUCUUCCAACCGUGAAGCCAAACUCCAGCCUCAAUGUGAAGUUCGACCCAAAGACGACGAGGCUGACUUGGGACUGCAAGGAGAACACCACGUAUGGGGAAUGCGUGUUGAUUCACAAGGAGAAGGGGCGGAUUAAGAAAAAGGUCAAAGACAACGAAUGUCACUGCACAUUUCCAGACUGUUCUCUCCACGGGGGAGUCACGCUCACCGUCCAAGUAAAUGUCAACCAGAGACGGCUUUCAGAAAGGCUGGUCUACAGUAACCCAGGUAGGGAGGGCACAGCUGCCCGAAACUUCUCCUGUGUCAUCUACGACGCGGAUUUCAUGAACUGCAGCUGGGCCAAGGGCCGAGCGGCCCCCGACGACGUGCAGUAUUUUUUGUACACGCGAUCAAAGAAAAGAAUCGAAAGGGAAUGUCCUCAUUACCUGAAAGACUCGGGGACCCACGUGGGAUGUCACCUCCGAGACCUCUCGGGGUUAACGUCGUACGGUUACUUCCUGGUUAACGGCACCAGCCAAGAAACAGGAAUCCAGUUCUUCGACUCGCUUUUGCUGUUAAAGGAAAUAGAGCAGUACAACGCUCCCGACAAUAUCACCGUCCGCUGCAACGAGUCCCACUGCCUCAUCCGCUGGGAACAGCCCAGGACCCGGCAGCCUCGGUCCAACAUGGAGUUCCAGUACCAGCUGGACAUCCAGAGAUGGCAUGAUACCAGCAGCAGUAGAAAUCAACCGAUUGUGGUUUUUGGUGACUCGGGGAAUAGGUACAACUUUCCGAAACCGGGAUCCAAAGCAAAACAUACUGUGAAGAUAAGGACAGCGGACGCCCGGAAGGCCCGCUGGGGUGCCUGGAGCCAGCCCGUUGAGUUCGGCUCCGAAGAACCUGAGUCCAGCCUGGUGCACGUCUACAUUCUGGUGGUCCUGGGGACUCUCGUCUGUGGCCUGACCCUCAGCUGCCUUUUCAAAAGCGUGUUCUCAGCCACGGCCGCUGCAGCCAGCCUCCCCCACCACAGGACCCCUGCCAGCGUCUUUCCUGUGAGCUCAGCAAUCAGGCAGGCUCUCUCAGAUGCCCCGGAAGGAAGCCCGGCACGUGCAGAAUACAGCUUGUGUGCUCUGCAAAGCCACGGGGAGACUUGGCUCACGGGGAGACCCUCCUGCAGGGCGUGUGGGUGUCCACUCGCGACGUCUCUGUCACCAGGCGACCUCCCGCCCGCGUCCCACUUGGGCGUCCUGGGCUCAGACUCCCCCCCCCCAACCCCGGAGACGAGGGGAGAUCCUGAGCACCUGCUGCAAGGUGCUGCAAGGCAUCGCGGUUCUCGGGACACGACCACGGGCUGUGGGGACGGGAACACAUGUCAUGUUUUAACACCGAGGACUGAUCUUAAACAAAAGCCGUGUCACUUCUUGUGGCUGUCAGAGCCAGUGACCACAAGCUGGGGGGCUUAAAACCACAGACAUCCGUCCUCCUGGAGCCCUGGGGACCAGAUGUCUGCGGUCUAGGUGUCCCAGGCUCGAUUCCCUCUGGAGGCUCCAGGGGAGGGUCCUCCCCGCCUCUUCCAGCUUCUGGGGGCCCCAGGCGUCCGUCCCUGGGCUGGUGGCUGCCUCCCUCCGGUCUCCGCCUCCGUCUCCACGUGGCUUCUCCGCUGUGUCCAUGUCUCUCCUCUUCUGUGUCUUAUAAGGACCCUGUCCCUGGGUUUAGGGCCACCCCCAUCCAGGAGGACCUCAUCUCAGACCCUCACUCCAUCACUUCUGGAGAGACCCCUUUUCAAAGCAAGCUCCCUUUCCCGGGCUUCCCGGGACUGUGGAAGGACUGCCCACUGAAGGAGUCCAGUGGAUCUUUGGGGCCACCGUUCCGCUCAGCACAGCGUCUUAUGAUGUCACAGGGUUGCCUCCUUCUCGUGAGAAUAAAAAUAACUGCCCAGGCGGUCGUUCAGCACCACUGAGACACUUGGGGACCGUGGAAUAGCCCUGAAAAUAUGUGCCAUCCGCAGAAAACUGGUCCGUCUGGAAUCGUGGCCUUCAAGGCUGCAUAAAUCUCCCUGCCUUUUAACAGCAGAGAGUAUGGAUUCCUCCAGGCUGCUCAAGACUGGGCACACGGCAUCACUGCCGUCUCUGCACCCGAGACAACGAAUGUUCACCUCAGUUCAGUUCCGUCGCUCACUCCUGUCUGACUCUUUGCGACCCCAUGGACCACAGCACGCCAGGCCUCCCUGUCCAUCACCAACUCCCGGAGUUUACUCAGCCUCAUCUCCAUUGACUCAGUGAUGCAUCCAACCAUCUCAUCCUCCGUCGUCCCCUUCUCCUUCCUCCGUCAAUGGUUUCUCUUCAAAGACAGUGAAUGAAGGUUCUGGAGAGACUUUCCUGGGCAUUUCCUAAGUACAUCCGCACAGUCUAUUUAUAUUCUCCACAGUCUAAGAUUGCAAGCCGUCCUGUGAUUUUUUUUUUAAGAUUUUUUUUUUUUGGUGGAUCAUUAUAUUUUUUUUAAUGUCUCUCCGUUUUUUUGUUUCUUUUUUUGGACUUUGAAAUUUUUAUUUU
Cervus elaphus (red deer) is the source of this 2963-nucleotide messenger RNA. RefSeq names its product colony stimulating factor 2 receptor subunit alpha (gene CSF2RA). Gene Ontology annotation, biological process: cytokine-mediated signaling pathway; immunoglobulin mediated immune response. The record is from RefSeq and is a predicted model, not a curated record. Bases 174 to 1874 code for a protein of 566 amino acids. Gene Ontology annotation, molecular function: cytokine receptor activity; protein binding. The transcript is spliced from 11 exons. Gene Ontology annotation, cellular component: membrane; external side of plasma membrane. NCBI's taxonomy places the organism in Eukaryota, Metazoa, Chordata, Mammalia, Artiodactyla, Cervidae.